CCACGGAGACCGAUCUGCACUGCAAGAUGGCAAGAAACUGUCAUAUCCUCCUUCGCAGUUCGCAACAGAUCGAGUUCCACACUCCACCUGCUCCUGCAUUAAAUCAAAUCGCCGUUUUCUACUGAUCCCAAUCUCGCCUCGAAAACCCUAGAAAACCUCUUCGUCCCCAAUUCAGCUCCUAAUCCAUUAUCGCUCAUGCUAUCGAUUCCGUUGCAUCCAGUCUCGUCGUUGAUCGCCAGCUGAUCGCGUCUCCGGUUGCUCCCUGCUCGGCCCCAUGGUGGUCUGCAAAUGCCGCAAGGCUACGAAGUUAUACUGCUUUGUGCAUAAGGUUCCCGUGUGCGGAGAAUGCAUAUGCUUUACGGAGCACCAAAUAUGUGUGGUUCGUACUUACUCAGAAUGGGUUAUAGAUGGCGAGUACGAUUGGCCUCCUAAAUGCUGCCAUUGUCAAGUUGUGCUCGAAGAGGGGACGAGCCCUCAAACUACUCGACUUGGUUGCCUGCAUGUCAUACACACAAAUUGCUUGGUUUCAAAUAUCAAAAGCUUUCCCCCUCACACUGCUCCCGCUGGUUAUGUAUGUCCUGCGUGUUCCACACCGAUAUGGCCUCCCAAGAGUUUUAAAGAUUCAGGAUCACGUUUUCAUUCUCAGCUGAAGGAAGCUAUUGUGCAGACUGGUAUGGAGAAGAACUUGUUUGGAAACCAUCCAGUUGUAAAAGCAGAGGCCUAUGGACCUUCACAUGCCUCAGAUCUUUCAGUCAAUGUAUCAUCAUCCUCAGCACCCUUGAUGUUAACGGAUGGAAUGUAUGCAAAUGGAUCUUCUUCAGAUAUUGUGGAGAUAGAUGUUCCCAAUUCAACAGAGAAUUUCAUGAAAAGCUCAAGUCCUGUUGGUCCUGGUGCUACAACAAGAAAAGGUGCUCUAAAUGUUGAUCGGCAAAGUUCUGACAUGUCAUAUUAUGCUGAUGAUGAAGAUGCGAAUAGGAAGAAGUACAGUCGAAGAGGCCCAUUUCGCCAUAAAUUCCUUAGGCUCUUGCUUCCUUUCUGGUCAAGUGCAUUGCCUACUCUGCCAGUGACUGCACCUCCACGCAAAAAUUCAUCAAAUGCAGAUGAUGCUCCCGAAGGUCGCACACGGCAUCAAAGACAAUCGAGGAUGGAUCCAAGGAAGAUGCUAUUAGUUAUUGCAAUCAUGGCAUGUUUGGCAACUAUGGGCAUACUGUAUUACAGAAUUGCACAGAGGGGCUUUGCAGAUGACCUGCACAAUGAUGAGCAGCAGUGAUUGCAAAUCCAGGCAAUGGAAUUGUGUGCGCAAGUUUUGUUUGUAGACAUCCCGGUUAGUGGUAUCCACAGGUUCUGUUGUUCCCUGCUUGUCUCUUUGAAUGGAUGUGGUUCUUGUCAUCUCUGGUAGGAAGGGAACCACUCUGAAUCUGUGUAGCAUGAGACCAUAAUUGUUUAAUUGAUGUCACUUGAUUAUGGUAUUAAUCUUGUGCUGAAAUGAGAAAUUGGUUCAAGAGAGAACUAUUUGGGAAUGUAUUUAUCA
Rhodamnia argentea is the source of this 1531-nucleotide messenger RNA. RefSeq names its product zinc finger protein-like 1 homolog. Gene Ontology annotation, cellular component: Golgi apparatus. The record is from RefSeq and is a predicted model, not a curated record. The transcript has 9 exons. Bases 275 to 1270 code for a protein of 331 amino acids. NCBI's taxonomy places the organism in Eukaryota, Viridiplantae, Streptophyta, Magnoliopsida, Myrtales, Myrtaceae.